Messenger RNA from Cryptotermes secundus, 9397 nucleotides. Its product is annotated as insulin-like peptide receptor. The transcript is spliced from 4 exons. The record is from RefSeq and is a predicted model, not a curated record. Gene Ontology annotation, biological process: cell surface receptor protein tyrosine kinase signaling pathway; multicellular organism development; positive regulation of MAPK cascade. Bases 1123 to 6210 code for a protein of 1695 amino acids. NCBI's taxonomy places the organism in Eukaryota, Metazoa, Arthropoda, Insecta, Blattodea, Kalotermitidae. Gene Ontology annotation, cellular component: axon; insulin receptor complex; membrane. Gene Ontology annotation, molecular function: insulin receptor substrate binding; ATP binding; insulin receptor activity.
UCUCAGCAGUAAACACGUAUUGUUCUAGCGUCUAUGGACUUGUGCGUAGUUGUCAAUAGUAUUCUUGUUACGAAAACCGCGUGCCGUCAAGGACACUUUCCGUUGACUUUUGCAACAAUGCGGAUGUCCUGUACGAAUAAGAGCUGAGUCACACUUGGCGAGAACUAGUAGCUAAUUGCCAUGUUGUUAUUCCUGGCAAAGAAAACUCUUUUUAUUUGAAUAUUAAGCGCGUACGUGUACUAAUAUUAUAUCACCUGUUAACAUGACAUCAUUUCACGUCAAAUGUCAGAUGAGGGGCAGAAUCCCGCGCCAACAAAUACGCAUAUUGGCGACCGCCACCUAAACAUCUGGCUAACAUAAAGCAAGAGGGACACGACAACAGAAGAAAAAUGUAAGCAGCGCCACAAGACAGCCUUGCUACGCGGCUCUGUUGAGAGAACAAUAAACACGGCAAGGAGAAGGGAGAACAGACCCGUGAGCUGAAGGCCGAGAGAAUAUUAUGUCCAGUUUGGAAAUUAAUAGAACCAAAACGAUAACAAGAAGAAAUAUAAUACAACAGAAAUAUACACGGAAAAGCGAGGAGUAUGGUUUGGGGUCCAUCGUGGUCGUCAGCGUCGCUGGGGGAGGUGAAGAUGAAGAACAUGGCUACGGGUUCUAUACCGCAUGUUGAUCAAGGGAAACAUUAUCGGCUGCUACGCACAGAACUGAUUCAGCUGCUGCUGGCACCGUCCUCACAUCAUGGCCUGUUACCAAAGGCAGCCAUAUACGACAGUGUCUCAUAUACUUGGCAUGAAGUUCAUCGGGGCGACUCGCAUGUGUCCGUGUGAUCGUUUCGUGCAGAAGUAAACAAGUAGGACGAUCAAAGGGCUUGCACGUGUGAGCUCUGGCUUGAAGAGGCAGUGAAAUAGCAGUUCUUCUUCAUUACGAUCUGAAUGGAGUCUGUUAAUAGGCGGCCUUCAUCCUGACAUCAACUAAAUGGUCGAUAUAUAUUGAUAUACUAAAGGACGCUCGAGGAAUGUUAUAUUUGAGCCUGAGUUUCAAGUAAGAGGAUGUGAAAUAACGGUGUGCAACUCUGUGUUAUAUAAACAUCCUUAGUUUACCGAAGGAAGCGCACGAAACAUUAUGUUAUUUCUGAGCAUUGAUUUCAGUUUGGUACCGAAAAAGAAGACGCGCAAGAAUGGCGGUGUAAAUAUGCGUGUUGUUACGUGCACGUUAGUGCUUCUUGUGUGGGGUGUGCCGAUGUCCCGGGUGGAAGGGACGGUCACGAUAACAAGGUCAAAUCCGUCGGCUGGAAGCAACGUUACCACGCAAAUGACAUCAGGUCGGAUAUGUGUAAGUGUCGAUAUCCGAAAUUCCGUUAGAGAAUUUGAACAGCUUCGGGGUUGUACGGUAGUCGAAGGUUUUGUUCGGAUAGUUUUAAUUGAUCGUGCAAAUGAAUCGGAUUUCGAGAAUGUGAGUUUCCCAGAAUUACGUGAAAUCACCUGCUACCUAAUGCUUUAUCGUGUCAGAGGACUGAGAAAUAUUGGGCUUCUGUUUCCCAACCUGGCGGUAAUCCGAGGCAAUAGCCUGUUUCAAGAUUACGCACUGGUGAUUUAUGAGAUGCUACAGCUGCAAGAAAUUGGUCUGUGGGGACUUACGGCCAUAUUGCGAGGCUCCGUCAGGAUUGAGAAGAAUUACGCGCUGUGUUACUACAACACGGUGGACUGGGACGCUAUUACCAACGGCGGCGAGCACUUCAUAGCGUUCAACAAGGACGCGUCUUCAUGCCCAAGUCAGGGGGUUUGUGACGUGGGAGAAGGAUGUAACAAGAGUAUGUGUUGGGGCAGCCAGGUUCACAACUGUCACCGCGGGCGCCCGCAGAGCGAAUGCCAUGAACUGUGCCUGGGAGGCUGCACCGGGCCCCGGGCAGACCAGUGCUACGUGUGUCGAGAAGUGCUGAAUGAUGGGGAGUGCGUCAGCAAGUGCCCUCCGGACAGGGUUUCAUAUCUGGGUCGUCGUUGCGUGACGGAAGACCAGUGCAGACAGCUGAACCACUCAUAUAUGGAUACUUUGGUACCCGAAUACGGAAGAAGCUGCUGGCCUUUCAAUGGGUCGUGCGUUGACCAGUGUCCACCAGGAUAUGAGGAACUGAACAACGGCACAAUCACAGUAGGUUGCCAACCUUGCCAGGGACGGUGCAGCCACGAAUGUGUUGGAGGACUUGUAAGCAGCAUAGAAGAUGCCCAGAAGCUUCGCGGAUGUACCACAAUUCUGGACUCUCUAGAAAUCUUCAUCCGUGGUUAUGGCAAUCAUAUUGUCAGGGAACUGGAAGAGAAUCUCGCUGCUAUUGAAGAAAUUCAGGGCUACCUGAAAGUGUCGCGCUCUUUCCCACUUACAUCGCUGAAUUUCCUUAAGAACCUCCAUAUCAUUCACGGUAACAGACUUGAAGACAACCGGUAUGCCUUGCUAGUGCUUGAGAACCAGAACUUGCAGGAGUUGUGGAACUGGUCUGCGAGACCGCAGGGUUUACAAUUGAGGAUUCUUAAAGGGCACCUAAGGUUUCAUUACAACCCAAAACUGUGCUUAUCCGAGAUAGAUAAAUUGCAAGAGAUAUCUGGAGCUCCAAACUAUACUAACUUCGAUGUAGCUCGAGAGUCAAACGGUGAUAAAGUGGCUUGUAACGUAAUUACUCUUCAUGCGAACUCAACUGUCAAAUCAUCAACAAGUGUCUUAAUUGAAUGGGAACCUUGUUUAGUGCCUGACCCCAGCUCUGUUCUGGGUUAUAUGGUAUAUUAUAUAGAAGCUCCAGAACAGAACGUAACUGAGCACGAUGGCUUGGAUGCUUGUGGAGACUGUGGUUGGCAUGUCAUAGAUGUUCCAUAUGGCACAGAUGAAAACAACGUUCAAUAUGCGUCUCAACCUGGUAACUUGGUGAAGUUCGUUCCACAUCUUGAACCAUUCACACAGUAUGCUUUCUAUGUGAAGACAUAUACAAAGAGUAAUAUAGGAGGACAGAGCAAAAUAAAAUACUUUAGGACACUUUCAGAUAGGUCUUCUGUCCCGAAAGAAAUUCACGCCUUUUCAAACUCUACCUCUAACAUAAUUUUACAUUGGCAACCUCCUGAACAUCCCAAUGGUAUCCUAACCCAUUAUCUUGUGUCGGGUAUAUGGCAACGAGAUGAUCAGGCGUUCCUAGACCAACAGAAUUACUGUUACCAUCCCCUUCUUCAUACAUCAGGUCAUGAUGUGCCUGUUAUGCCUCUAAGUACCAGUGAUACAGUUAGUGCACAAACAUGCUGUGAGAAAGGAAAAUCCGAGCCACUUGUCUUGAUUGAAGAUGAAGAUGAGUAUAAUAUGUUGUGUGGAACUGGGGCAUCGAAGAAAAAUAAAAUCUUUGAUGUGUAUGGUGUAGAGAUUGAUCCAUGUAGGAACUACUUUUAUUCUUUUAUCCACAGUGGAAUACCGGAACUGACAGAUCAGGAAGAAGAAAUAGGUACUAGGUUUCCAGUUUUGCGUUCUUCAGUCUCAUCUCCGCAGAAGGUGGUACCAGCAUCCAAUAAUCAUACGGUAAUGAACAGCUAUGGUGUCUAUGAAAAAUUUCUCAAACAAGUAAAUGCUAAUACAACGCAGAUAGUCCUGAAUCACAUGCAUCAUUUUGCAGAGUACACAAUCAAAGUGAUUGCUUGUCAUGAGUCACAUUAUGCACAUUCACAGAAAUAUAGCACAAAUGACAUCGAUGUCACAGAUUAUGAAUGGUGUAGUCCGGCUGGGCUUGUGACUGUUCGAACAAAGUAUCUUCCUGUUGCAGAUAAAAUAGAUUCAGAUCACUUAUCUGCACAAGUCUCCAAUGGAACAUCCAGGACCGUGAGACUGACUUGGAAAGAACCAAAAUCACCCAAUGGACUCAUAGUAGCGUACCGUGUUGAAUAUCGUCGUACAGACAGUGAAACAUUGAAUCCAAUUGUUAAGUGCUUAACAAGGAAAGAAUAUUUGAAAAAUGGAAGGGGCUAUAUUUUGAAUAACUUGCAUCCUGGUAACUACAGUUUCCGUGUAAAAGCCACAUCUCUGGCUGCAGAAGGACCUUUUACAAAAUUGUUUCACUUUUCUGUGGAGGAACUUCCUGCUGAAUCAUCCUGGGGGUCUCUGAUCUGGGUUUUAAUUUGUGGUUUGCUUUUGUUGAUUGCUUUUACAGCAGCAGCCACAUUGUGGUGGAAAAGGAGAGCAAAGGAGAGGCGAUUGAUGAUAAUUGCAUCAGUUAACCCUGACUACAUGAGCGCUGGUGAUGCAAUUUAUGUGGAAGACGAAUGGGAAGUUGCACGUGAAAAACUCCAACUUGUAAGAGAAUUAGGCCAGGGUUCAUUUGGUAUGGUAUAUGAAGGACUUCUUAAACCUGAAGAUAUUCGCUGUGCAGUUAAGAUGAUAAACGAAAAUACGUCUGUCAGAGAAAAGAUGGAAUUCCUUAAUGAGGCUACUAUGAUGAAAUCGUUUGCAGGGGCACAUCAUGUUGUGAAUCUUUUGGGUGUUGUCUCCCGAGGACAACCUGCUCUUGUUAUCAUGGAGCUGAUGGCUCGAGGGGACCUGAAGUCAUACCUUAGAUCAUGCAGAGAACCUCCACCGUCGCCUCCAGAUCUUCGCCGCAUAUUGCUUAUGGCUGCUCAGGUAGCCGAUGGUAUGGCUUACCUUGAUGCUCAUAAAUUUGUUCAUCGUGAUUUAGCAGCAAGGAACUGCAUGGUUGCUGAAGAUCUGACCGUAAAGAUAGGGGACUUUGGCAUGACAAGGGAUAUCUAUGAGACUGAUUACUAUCGAAAUGGAAGCAAGGGACUGCUGCCAAUACGAUGGAUGUCUCCUGAGAGUUUAGCAGAUGGGAUAUUUACUAGCCAGUCUGAUGUGUGGAGUUUUGGUGUUGUUCUCUGGGAAAUGGCAACAUUGGCAGAGCAGCCAUAUCAAGGCUUGGCGAAUGAGCAAGUACUUCAGUUUGUUCUGGGAGGAGGUAUUCUAGAGCGCCCACUCUGCUGCCCUGAUGUACUUCACCGGUUAAUGAUAGCAUGCUGGCAGAGGAGACCUUCCCGUCGACCAAGAUUCUUACAGAUAGUCAUGGAUCUGGAGACAGUUAGUGACCUUGGUCAGAAAUUCCAGCAUGUCUCAUUCUACCACAGCAAAGAAGGGCAGAUAAUGAAAGCAAACAUGGCUCAGCAGCAGGAUCUGGACUUAUCGUGUGAAUUAGCAUGUGGUGAGGUGUUCACGAGCUCUCCUCCAGUUUCCUUCUACCAGCUGCUAGAAGAAGAAACUGUACCUUCAGAGGUCAGCACAGUUAAACAUCAAGGAGCAGUGGAUGAUAGUUAUGUACUUCCUGGUAACCUUCGAGGUCAGUUAGCCCAAGAUUACAGUAAUCCUCAGCACAGCAUGAAAACUUCAGUUCCAAUUACAGUUCCUAAUCAGCGUGAUAUUUCAAGUGACACUUACGUGUUGCCCGGUAGUCUUGUGGAGUCAUCAGAUUGGUGUGUUCCAGAACAUUUAUCUGGAAUUCCAGAAGCUGAGUGUCUUCUUCCCCAUAAAAGUUCAGACUUAGUACUGCAGUGCAGUAACUCUGAAAUUGUUCCCCCGAGAAGAAUUACUCAAAUAGGACCUUCUGUGGUUAGAAGAACUUCACAUUUGGUCCCUGAAGAUGGAUAUGUGCCUGCAGAUAGUGUUUACAUUCAGUCAGAGGAUAAUGAUCUUACAGCUACAUCUCAAAUGUUUGGUGCGUCAGAUAUGAAAGUAUCAUCUGUGGAACCAGGGGAUAGCUAUAUACCUGCUGAGGGUAUCUCCCUACAGCCAACACAUGACACUUCUAAAGUAUGUUACUUCCAUUCACCUGCAGUUACAUCACAAAACUGUGUUCCUCCAGAAAGUAGUAGUAUGGACAGUGAUGCAAGAUCACAGGCUGAAAGUUGUAAGCAUCUAGUGGCUUCUGUUUCAUCUGAGAGUGAAGCCAAUCUAUCAAGUCAAGACAAUUUUGUUCCUGCUGACACUGUCGAUAAUCAGCCUCCAGCAGGAGACUCUUUUGCUCAUCAGAUUCCAAGGAAACUGUUACUUUCGAUUCCAGAAGACUGUAGGGUAGGUGUGCCUGAAGAAAAUCUUCAUGAAGAAGAGAGGUUGAAAGGUAAUAGUGACAGCAGACAUAGACUCACUAAUGGUAUGGUAAAUGGUUUAUAUUUCCCUCCCACAUCAAGAGCCAAUGAAUAUGUUUGACCUUUCAAAUAGAAUUUCUGAUUGACUUCACCAGAUGUAGUGUUUGCUCAGUAUUUGCCAUUAUCUUAUAUGAUACCAAUUACAGGUAGUCUUCAUUUUAAACAUACAUUAGCCUAAAAACUCCGUGAAUAUGCAGUGACUGUUGCAAAUUAUAUUUUUCCAUUGUUUCAAAUGCAAUUAAAUUUAAAAACUGAUGGACAUCAUUAUGAGUGUACAUAUUAACAAAUAGGACUGAGUGAUUCAGUCUUAAUAUAUCUAAUUGCACUGUUUGAACUACAGAGGUUAUAUGAUACUGAAUGAGAUGAGAACGAGGUGCAGAUUACUGUUCAACAUAUAAUUAUGUAUAUAUAUAUGUUAAUGGGUGAUCCAAGUAUCUUGAAAAUAUACUGCAUUUUAAUGUGUAGUUGGUCUGUAUUUCACACAUAACUUAAAUCAAUGAUGUGUAAGCUUCAUCAGAUGCCUAAACUCACACUCUCAUAAGUUUAGUACAGAUUUGCAUUAAAAUAUACUAAGUGGUUCCUCUCUAGUUCUCAGAAUGUACCGCAAAUUAAUCAUUUUGAAAGGAAGCAUGAGAUAGCUCAUCUGAGAGUUCAGGGAUUCUUGUUGGUGGCAAAAUGUAGAUAUACUAACUACGCAUGUAAUUAACAUAGUGCAUUUUCAAGUUACUUGAGUCACCCCAUAAUACAGAAGGACAGAUAAUUUUAGUUUGAAAUUUGUGGCACAGCAUUUUAUCUGACAUUCACACUCUUUUGGAAACAUGAAAAAGGGGAAGUUCAGUUCCCUUGUAUUGACGAAAACAUACAUGUUCACUGGUGGUUCUGCUUUCUAUAACUGUUCAUUUGUUAGUACCAUAGUUUCAAGUUAAAAUGUUUUCUAUUUUGAAAAUGAAUAUUGUUAGUAAUUCAGGAUGUUGUUUAUCUUUCCCAUUACUAAAAUUUAAACCUUGGUUCUCACUUGAAUCAUAUAAAUAUAUACACAGGGAACUAUAUGUUAAGUAAUAUAUUUACACAAAACUAUAUAUUAAUGUGAAAUAUUUACAGGAAUUUUUCCAUUAAUGUUCUUUUGUAAUCAUGAGUAAGAAACUAAGAACCUACAUUAUUUGCGCAGUCACAUUUGUCAUCUCAACCAUACUGAAAUGUCUAUAUGUAAAAUUACAUCCUUACUGUGUCCAUGCAUAAUAUAAACAGACAUUUUUGUCUGUCAAAGAACUUACUUUGCUAAAUAUGAAAAUUCUGAUGUACUUGCAGUUAAUUAAGGUGUAUAAAUUCAAUUGCUUGUAUUCUGUAGUAUGCCAAUUUCCUUUCAGGCCAGGCAAAUGCCAAAUGGAAAAUGGAUGCCUGAGUGCAGUGGAAGGGGAAGGAAGCCCCAGCCAUAUAUCAAGGCUUUCACUUCUCUAAAAAUAUUGAAAUUUUUGUGAUGAUGCAAAAGUGUAAUGUAAGUUCACUGAAAUCACCAUGGACAACAAAAGCAUUAACUUCAUAAAAUUAAUUUAAAAUCAGUAAAGACUGGACUUUGUUGAGCAAUAUUGGAUUCUGACCUAGUUCAGUAAAGGCACUGAAGAAUGUCAGAUACAUUUUUUAUUUAUUUAACGUUGCAUCAACUGCCUAGGUUAUGUAACAUGAAACAAAGGUAUCCCUCAUUUUACAAAUUUUUUUGACACAAUGAAGUUGUUAAUUUCUACCUAUUUUUCACUUAAUGAACUUCAUUUUCACUACAACGAACAGUUUGUAAGAUUGGCAACGUUUGCAUUUAAAGUAAUGGGGGCUUCAAUUUUAUUUAAGAAGUUCACCUUACAAAGAACUUUUGUGGAAUGAAUUACCUUUGUAAACUGAGGGAUAAAUGUAGUUUGUUUGUUGGUGAACUCUAAAUUGGAAAUGAUGUUGUUAUGGCCUGUUUUAGGGAACUAUCCUGGCAUGUUCCUGGAGGGGCUGAAUAAAAGUACAAAAAGCACAAGGCACAAGAUUUUAAAAAGGAGUAUUAACCACUCAACCAUGACAUUGAGAAUAGCAAAGGUUGACCUCUCCAUUCCAUACUUGUGAUGUCUGAUUUUAUCACAAGAUUUUUAAAAUGUUUACGUGUCUAACAAACAGUUCAGGAUACUCUUACACCUAUGUGUAGUUAUGGCAUAUAAAUAUUGUUCCAGGUUUCUUUGUAAGUAUGAAAAAAAUGUGUGUGUAAUAUUACAAGCAUCAAACAUAAAAGUCAUCCUGAAUGUUUGAAAUAUAUGAAUUAAUAAUGUACAAAACUGCUGGAUUAUCUAGGUUAGCUAUAAUACAAGUUACAAGACAGAAGUGCUGCUUUGAGGAAAAUAUUUUAAAUUGUUAUUUCUAUGACAAAGUACACCAAGUUUUAGUUUAUGAAAGGGAUAUAUUCCUUGGAAAUCAUAUGUGAUAACAAGUUGGUAAUCAGAAAUUUAUUUCCUUCCAAUGGUGACCUGAAAUAAUAUGUUGACAGAAAUGGGCAGAUUAUUUUGAGAAAAAGAAAAUGGCUAAUAAACUGUAAACAACAGAGUACAAUUGCUGCAUUUGGCUGUCUGAGAAGUGGGGAUAUGGAGGAAAGUGCUGUAACAUGGGUCUUAGCUUCUUAAUGCUGAAGUAGACAUUAACAAAUCAUGGCAAAAGGAGAAACAAAUCUUUUUAAACAUGUUAAAUCUUUUUAAUGGAACAUUCAUAGAAUGAGUUGGUAUAGCUGUCAUCUGAAUGAACGAUGUCAAUUUUAAAUGCUUUUUCAUAAUAUUUUGUGAAUGCAAUGCAUGUUAAUCAUUUCCUGAAACAUCAUGGCUUUAUGUAGGAAAUGUGUUGUAAAGUUUAAUACUGUUGUAAGUCACAUUCCUUAUGCUGAACACUGCUGGCUUAAUGUGCAGUGCAGACUUUCUCAGAUAUAUGGUUUGUGGGUAGCUGGUGCUCAUAUUAGGCGGCUGGAAGUAGAGUGGUUUGAACAUAACUUAUUUCUUUGAUGAGUUAUUUAAUGAUGAUGUCGGUGAACAUAACUUCACAUCAGAACAGUAGUGUUGAACUGCAUGACCCUUGUCUAUAAAAGUACUCACAAAUAGUGUAACAGGCCAUGGAGGCUCUUAGUAUUGUCAGACAUUGAGGAUCCCAUAUUUUUAGGCAGUCAGCUCACAGAUAGUGGUGAGGUUGUCAGCCUUGUGCACUGGCCGCCCUUUACCCUGAGGAAGAUUCCUGGA